UUUUGAGAGUCAGUGGGUGUUUUAGGAGAUUGUUGGGUGUUUUUGACAUCAGUGAUUUAUUUUUCAGGGUUUGUGGGAAUUUUAGGGCGUCACUGGGGUGUUUUGGAGGAUCAAUGGCGUGUUUUCAGUGUGGUGUUUUUGGUGUUCAUCUGUAUAAUGUGUUUUUGUGGUGUUUUAGGGUGUCAUUAGGAUGCCUUAGGAUUUCUGAGUAGCCUAAUAUUGGGUUGUUUUCGAGGGUCAGAUUGAUGUCUGUUGGUGCAUUUGAGUGCAUUUAGUGUUGCUGAGUAUUUGGAUGGUCAGUUCUGUAUUGUUUUUAAAGAUGUGGGUGUGAUUCGGGGUCCUGUGGAAGGCAAGGUGUAUUCAAAGUUUGAUCUAUUCAAAGCGUGAGGUGUAUUUGAAGGUCAAUUAGGAGGAUUUUUUUGGUGUUUUUAUGGUAAGUGGGGUAUUUUCUAAAGGUCCGUGGGUGUUUUUGAGGGUCAGUGUAUUUUUGAGGGUCAUUAGAAUGUUUUUGAAGUCUUGAUGGGUAUUUUAAGGGUCAUUGUGGUCAUUUUGAAGUUUGCAUGGUUUGUUGUAACUUGUGUUUUUUUAGGGUCACUAUAUUUUUAGGGUGUCAUUGGGGAGUUUUGCAGGGUCAGGUUGCAGUUGGGUAUUUUAGAAGGUCAUUGUGGGUAUUUAGGGUGCCAUUUAAAGUGUCAGUUGUGUUCUCAGUGGCAUAAUGUGAGAUUGGGGUGUUUUUGAGGGUCAGGUUGAUGAGGAUGUAUUUGAUUGCAUGUAGGAUGUUUUUGAGACUCUGGGUAUUUAAGGGUUCAUUGUGGUGUUUCUGAGGUUCAGUGGUUGUUUUUGGUGGUCAAUAAGUAUUUUUAGGGCAUCAGUGGGGUGUUUUGGGGGGGGCACUGUGAGUUUUAGUGGAUCGUUGGGAAGGUUUUGAGGUUCUUUAUGUAUUUAGGGAGUAAUCUUGAUAUUUUAGAUUUUCUGGGGUGUGUUUGAGGGUCAGUGGGUGUCUUGGGUGAUCAUUGGGGUGUUUUGAGGGUCAUAGAGUAUUUAGGAAGUAAUGUGGGUGUUUUGGAGAUGUAGCUGGCAUUUUUGAAGAUCCAUGGGUGUUGUAAGGGACCAUUGGGGUGUUUUUGAGGGUCACUGUGUGUUUUAGGGGAUCAUUGGGGUGUUUUUAGGGUCAUUAUGUAUUUAGGGAGUAAUCUAGGUGUUUUGGGGUUUCUGUGGGUGUAUUUGAGGGUCACUUGGUGUUUUGGGGAUCAUUGAGGUGUUUUUGAGGGUCAUGUAUUUAGGGAGUAAUCUGGAUGUUUGAAUUUCAGUGGGUGUAUUUGAGGGUCAUUUGGUGUUUUAAUGGAUCAUUGGUGUGAUUUUGAGGGUCAUCAAGUAUUUAGAGAGUAACGUGAGUUUGGGGAGUUUUAGUGGGUGUUUUAGGAAAUCAUUGGGGUGUGGGAGUAAUCUAGAUGUUUGAGUUUUGUGGAUGUUUUUGAGGGACACAGUGUUUUAAGGGACCAUUGGUGUGAUUUUGAGGGUCACUAAGUAUUUAGAGAGUAACAUGAGUUUUGGGAGUUUUAGUGGAUGUUUUAGGGGAUCAUUGGGGUGUUUUUAGGGUCAUUAUGUCACUUGCUGUUCUAGGGAAUCAUUUGGGUGUGGGAGUAAUCUAGAUGUUUGACUUUCGGUGGGUGUUUCUGAUGGUCACUUGUUUUAAGGGACCAUUGGUGUGAUUUUAAGGGUCACUAAGUAUUUAGAGAGUAACAUAAGUUUUUGGGAGUUUUAGUGGGUGUUUUAGGGGAUCAUUGGUGUGAUUUUAAGGGUCACUAAGUAUUUAGAGAGUAACAUAAGUUUUUGGGAGUUUUAGUGGGUGUUUUAGGGGAUCAUUGGGGUGUUUUAGGGUCAUUAUGUAUUUAGGGAGUAAUCUAGGUGUUUUGGAGUUUCUGUGGGUGUAUUCGAGGGUCACUUGGUGUUUUGGGAUCAUUGAGGUGUUUUUGAGGGUCAUGUAUUUAGGGAGUAAUCUGGAUGUUUGAGUUUCAGUGGGUGUCUUUGAGGGUCAUUUGGUGUUUUAAUGGAUCAUUGGUGUGAUUUUGAGGGUCAUCAAGUAUUUAGAGAGUAACGUGAGUUUGGGGAGUUUUAAUGGGUGUUUUAGGAAAUCAUUGGGAUGUGGGAGUAAUCUAGAUGUUUGAGUUUCGUGUAUGUUUUUGAGGGUCACUUGGUGUUUUGGGAUCAUUGAGGUGUUUUUGAGGGUCAUGUAUUUAGGGAGUAAUCUGGAUGUUUGAGUUUCGGUGGGUGUUUUUGAGGUUCAUUUGGUGUUUUAGGGGAUCAUUGGUGUGAUUUUGAGGGUCAUCAAGUAAUUAGAGAGUAAUGUGAGUUUUUUUGGGAGUUUUAGGAAAUCAUUGGGGCGUUUUGAGGGUUGUUGUGUACUAAGGGAAUAAUCUAGAUGUUUUGGAGUUUGUAGGUGUAUUUGAGGUUCACUGGGUGUCUUAGGGGAUCAUUGGGGCGUUUUGAGGGUUGUUGUGUUUUAAGGGAAUAAUCUAUGUGUUUUGGAGUUUCUGUGGGUGUAUUCGAGGGUCACUUGGUGUUUUGGGAUCAUUGGUGUGAUUUUGAGGGUCAUCAAGUAUUUAGAGAGUAACGUGACUUGGGAGUUUUAGUGGGUGUUUUAGGAAAUCAUUGGGGUGUUUUGAGGGUUGUGUAUUAAGGGAAUAAUCUAGGUGUUUUGGAGUUUCUGUGGGUGUUUUAGAAGAUCACUGGAUGUUUUAGGGCAUCAUCAGGGUGUUUUUGAGGAUGAGUGGGGUGCUUUUGAUCUUCACUGUGGUGUUCUUGAGGUUCAGAGAUGUAUUUGAGGCUCAUUGUGUGAUUUUAAGAGUCGUGAUGAAUCGCAGGGCGUGAGGGUCAGCGAGAGGUUUCCAAAGGUACGUGCUCUUCCUCUGACUUGUGCUCUUCUGUAAGGUUGUUUCCUGUAUGUUACGUAUACAUUUCCUCCUCAGCUGAAGGUCAUGACCCUGCGCUCUGUUUGAUUUGUGUCUUAUCUGUAAGAUCAUUAAUUAAAUGCAUGAGGAUCAGAACAAUCAUGUGGGUCACAGGAUAACACACGCCCAUUAUGAUUAUCAUUAUUUGUGAUUGUUUGUGUAUAACCUUUGUUUUAAGGGUGUGUGUGUAUGUGAAUGUGCUCUGCAGAUGUUGUAUGAACAAUGCGACCCCAGGGCAGCAUAACUCGCCCUCUCUCCAUUGUGUGUGUGUUCUGCUAGGUUCCUCGUCCCAGCAAGCGGUCCGAUUCCAGUCCGGAUUCUGUCGUUUCUCUGUCUGUUCGUCUCCCGCUGACUCGGAGUGCGAAACAAAAGGGUUUAAGGGUUUGGUCAGGAUUUGGUCACACGAGAUGCUGAAAUCUGCCUAAUACAGAUUAGACGGAUCAGCACUCGAAUCAUGCGGCCUCAGACGCUUGUGAGGAAUGCUGAAUGUGCUGUUACAAAACCAAACAGUCUGUUUAUGAAACACAUUCAGACACGUAAUGAAUCUCAGAAGUCCCCUGAAUUACCCUGAGGAGAUUUCUUUGAGGUUGUUUUGGGUGUUUUUUUUAAAUUAAUAUCAAUUGUUAGUUUGUUUGUUUGUUUGUUUGUUUGUUUGUUUGAGUUUUGUAAGUAAUUCAGUCCUUGUCUUCUGACUCUGAGAUCUCAAACACCAGUCACUGCACACAAUGAGUUCUGUAAAGCCCUCUUGUGGUCAGAUAUGGAAAUACAUCCUGCAUUUUACUUUUUUAUAGAUUCAAAACCAGGGUAUUAAUAAGAAUAAUAAAAUAUAUACAAUUAAAUAUAAUUAAAAACUGUUCAAUUAUUUGUUUUAAAAAUGAUUAAUUAUAUUUUCUUUUGCGAUGAUUUGAUGAUGGUCUCUGUAUGACUCAGUUCUGAUGACCUUUGACCCUUUUAUGUUUAACUCUUGACGUCCGUCCCGGUUCCUCCUGCAGCUCUUUCAUGUUGUGGGUUUGUUGAGCGUGUUUUGUUGCUGCUCUGGGAUCAGUUGUGUUGUGCGUGUGUUGAGGCACUUCAGAUCACGACGGCUGAUUCCAGAUCAGUGUCAGUCCUGACGAGCGCUAAGAAGAUUAUGAUUGACUCUUUACCUCUGAACGGACACGAUACAAACACACAGACUAAACUCUAAAUUACACUGUGUUUUAUUAGUUUCUGUCAGGGUGAUUUAUCAGCAGAUGAAUGAAUCAGGCCUGUGUGAUUAUACUGGAAUACUGGGAGACAGUGACGACAGCGAUGACGAAGCAAACUCAAAGAAGCUGCUGGCGGCUUCCUGGGAGAAGUUAUCCAUCAUGGACAGACUGGGAUUAAAGAGCAGUGUGGAGAUGACGGAGGACGAGGUCGAGAGCGCGUUUACCCAGUUUGCACUGGGGUUUCACUGCGACCAGUACACGCUGACCCAGCGGCUGCAGGCGGAGCGACACGACCGCGUGGUCGCAGAGGAGAAUCUGCAGAGAGAACUGCGACAGACCAGAGAGAUGCUGCAGGUGUUGUAUGAGCGCCUACCAGAUGUGGAUAGCAGAGAGAUGGUGCAACAGAUGACGAACAACCUGCAGAAGCUGGAGAGCAACGUGGACGAUGUUGUCAAAACAGCAGAGAUGCUUGGAGCUGCACACCAGGAGGCGCGUGUCAGUCAUGCCGUGGAGAUGAUGUCAGUACACGUGGAGCAUCUCAAGAGACGUCACUCUACAGAGAGUGAGGAGAUGCUGGAGGUCAGGAAGCUGCUGCACAGGAGGAGGGGCCGAUUACACAGUGACUCCACAGAUGACCGAGACCUGUUCAGACAUUCAUCACAACAGCCAACACGCCGCAGGGUCAGCAUCACGUUUCUCCCGACUCAAUCUGAGUUGAAGCAUCUAGAGGCUUCGUUUCUGGAGAACUGCAGAACCAAUGCGAACACAAAGAAAAAGCUUGACGGGAGACAGGAAGUAGCUCCGGCAGAUUCUCCUCUGAACAGUCUGAACCAAGAAGAUGAAGUCGACAGCAGUGUGUUUCAAAGUGCGACGCAAGUCACGCCGAUGUGCCGUCGCCGUCGCUGUUCUCCAAUCAAACCCAAAGAAAGUUCAUUUGAGGGGGAGGAGUCAGAAAGAGGGGAGGAGUCCAACACUGAGCUGUAUCUCGUGCCACGUCGGCGCCCCCUGUUGGCUGGGAGGACUCCGUGUGGAUGGAUCAUCAGAAUGAUAUCACUCGUGUUUGGUCUGAUGAUGCUGAUAGCGACUCUUUUAUAUGUAGUCGUGGCGGUACAGAGUUACACUCGCUCAUUCACUCAUUACUGAGCACAGCAGAUGAACAUAACUGGAUUAUGGUGUUAAAUUCACUUUAAUCCUUGUGAAUGUGCUGCACGCCUGUCCUGAACACAAUACAAACAUUAAAUAUUCCUAUUUAAUUCAACUGAAUGUCUUUAUUUCUUCUGAAACAGGUGCAAAUCCAUGGCAACAGAUUAAUAACACUAAUUAACAGUAUUUAAAUUCAGAGAGACAUUGAGAAGCUUCAUACAAGUGUUGCUCAUUUCACGCUGCUUUUAUUUGGAAUGCUAAUAAUGGUAAUUAAUGCAUGAGAAACGUUAAUAUUCAUUUAUGCAGGUUAAUGCAGUUUAACAGAAACUGAUCUGGAUGAGAUUAAACUUUCUUCUUCAUUCUGCUGAAGUUAUAUAAACACAUACAGACGUUAGCUAAUGUUCCUUCACGGGCUCCUGUAUCCUGUGCUAUGAAUUUCAGGGCAUCUUAAACCUGCCAACAUCCUGUUGCGCAGCCAAUCACGUCUCAGAAUGAGAAACAAGAUUAGGAAGUGCUCUUAAUUUUAUGGUCAGGUCAUUUUAACCAGAUUAAAUCAGGUCAUGGGAUCUGAAAAUGUCCUUAAACGAACAUCUACUGUUGAUGCAGAUCAUCGUCUUUAGGAUAAAAUAUUUAUCACUGAACUUUUUUUGUUGAUUUAAUGGUUUUAUAGAGGAUUAUUUGGAAAAGUGACUUCAUAAUCAGCAUAUUUGACUUUGAAAAACAAUGUGCAUGAGAGAAAAUAAUGCAAAUAAACCAAGUGACAUUAAAGAAUUAAAGUAAAUUAGUUCACUUUUAUCAGUAUAUCACAUUAGGUUGUAUUAAUUGGUAUAAAUUCAUUUAUAUGUGUGGUUUGUAUAUUAUAUUGUAUUUUUAAUAUUAUGUAGUUGGGCCAUUCCACCGAAUGGGUGACAUUUGCUUGUUGAAAGUUAUUUUUUUUUAUCUUUUUUCAACACUGAAUCUAAUACUACACACAUUUAAUUAUUCAAAAUGUGUAUUGGUCAAUAUCAGGCAACUUUAUUUAAUUUUUUACAAGGUUUCACAGCAGAAGAUGGAUGCAUGUUUUCUCAGUCCUGUUACCAAAACUCAUGUGCUGUUGAAAAAUCAUGUUUAACAGCAUGUCAAUUAAUUCCUUUGUAUUCACCUCAGGAAAGUGUUUGUUUUGAAGAAAUGGCUGGUUAUUUGUUCAAAUAAUUGAUAUUUGUGACAAAAAAAAAAAAAAUCGCUUUAUAUUAAGGCAAGGUGCAUUUUGAUAAAAAAGACAAAAUGUUGUUUUUUUUAAUAAAAAGAAGAAGACAGAAGCCUCAAGCCUCAAUAAUUUAGUUUAUUUAACAAUUGUAUAAAUGAUGGACCAAACAAAACUGAUAAAAACAGUGGUUUAACAUUUUUUUUUUUUUUUUAAGUAAAAAUAAAUACAUUUAGUAACAGGAAUGAACACUGGGUAAACACUGUAAAACUAAUCCUAAGAAUCUACAAUUUAAUUUCAACUGUAAAACACAUGAUACAGGUGAAUAGUUUAACUAAUAUUAAUAUUAAUAUUGAAUAGUUCAACUAAUAUUCACACUAUUAAAUCAACAAAACAGAGGACUCUACUUACUCCUGUUAUUUUUCAAGUAACAGGACUAAAAGUAACAGGAUUGAGUGAGUUUUUAAGCAAAAAUGAUCAAAUACAUGACAUAUUGCCAGGUGGCGUAUACUAAUAUCAUGAGGACACUGAGCAAAUACUAGUGACUUACCUAAAGUUAAUAUUUUUGAAAUAAACAAAUAACAUAGAAGAAAUAAUUUAGGUAACAUUGAGAUUGACCUUCUCAGUCACAGUUAUAAUUUCAUCAAAUAUACAGAAAUUAAAAUGAGAGGACUUACUUUUGGUCUUCUCAUGGCCUGCAUAAGAUCCAGAUGAUGCAACUUCCUGUUGAAAAUGUGUCUUGUGUCUCCAAGUGUUUUAGAAGGGGAAAUGUGUGAGGGUAACAGGACUGAGUAAAAACCUGGGGACACGACUAAAAUGUGUACUUUAUAUAACAUAUUAUGGAUUUCUUAUGAAAUUUAUUUUUGUUUAAGAUAGAUUGUAUAUGGAGUCACACAACAAUGCAAAAAUAAUAUGAUUUUAAUGAUUAUAUUUCAUGAUAAAUUUUGUUUAUAUAGCGGGGACAUGUAACAAAUGCAAUUGUUUAGCAUUCUGACUAGUUUUUAAUAAUGUUUUAAAUUAUAUAUUUUAAAUUUGCAAUUAAAGGACAUUUUGCUUAAUAAUAAAAUGUAUUUUAGAGUUAAUUUUCAUGCAUAUCUAUACAUGCAAUGUCCUGGGGACAGAAAUGGCACCCAUUCGGUGGAAUGGCCCAGUUAUAAUAAUAUUAUGUAAUGUAAUUGCAGAUGAUUAUGAGCUGUCUGUAAUCACUGUAACUGUAUUAUGAUGUGAUAAUGUGAACGACAGACGCUGGAGCUCGUGUGAAAUGAUGUAAUGUGGCGUAACGCUCCUCACAGACUGAACAUGUGCAGCUGAGACUCGAUCUGAUUAAACUGCAGCUCAUGGAGAUUCAUGUGCGUUCAGCUGCAUGCUUCACUUUAGAGCACAUACAGCUAAUCAUAUUAUCAACAGAUAUCAUACAUGUGAUUAUGCACACACACACAUGGCGCUGGUAAACAGAAUGAACUCGAGCAUGAUGCAAAACUAUAUUAGAUUAUAAAACGCUCAGUGAAAUGAUUCAGCGCGCACCUGUUCUCCCAGGUGAGUCCGCGCGCGCGCGCGUCACGCGUUAAGCUGCACACAUAGCAAUCACUUAUGUUCUAAACCACAAACAUG
Molecule: messenger RNA, 8075 nt
Organism: Megalobrama amblycephala (Wuchang bream)
Lineage: Eukaryota; Metazoa; Chordata; Actinopteri; Cypriniformes; Xenocyprididae
Exons: 13
Coding region: 4184-5281 (365 amino acids)
Cellular component (GO): endoplasmic reticulum membrane
Source: RefSeq, a predicted model, not a curated record